AUGGCCGUCGUUGUGGAGCAAACGAUACCUUUCGAUCCUAAAGUCCUUGACAUCGAGAACCCAAGCCGUUGGAACGGGCUCUUUCCACUUAUUCGGCCAGCAGUGAAGGCUACGCAAACCGCCAAAGGUCAGACGAUCCUGGUAGAUACAUCCAAGGCGAAUAGUAAAAACGUGCACAUCGUAGCCAUUGGGAAACCCGGGAACUUCUCCUCAAAGCUUCUGGACGAGAAACAUGUCACAGCGAUAGUGACAGAGCAAACCGGCGCCGGUAUUCUCCACCCGACAGAUCUACCAUAUGCUUUAGAAAAUGCUGGUAUCAAAGAGAAUCAUGGAGUUGUGGUUGUGAGGUUAGGGAAGAAGCGAAAUGUCGAUGCACACAACCCUGACCUCAUCGAAGUGGUGGCUGAAGGCGAACUGGAACAAGACCACCUCUUACAACUUCUGGGCACUGCCACCGAUACUGCUAGAAGCAACGUCCAUCACAUAUCGGAUCUCCUGAAAGCUUUCGCCGAGUCUGUCAGCACUGCACACUCGACGUUCCACACCGAGAAAGUAGAAGGUAACCCUGCAGUACUACACGCAGAUGGACCAGUCGGUUUCGAGAAGGCGAAGGACGCAGUUGAGCGAGACCUCAAGCAUGCCAUGAAAUCCCACACGCCUAGAGACGACACAAUCCUCAACCACACCACCAAAGCCCGCGGUUUCUCAAUCUCCAUCGCCUCAAUCCCCUCCGCCUACCUCUCCCCCUCCCCAAAACCCACCCCUCACAAACCCACCGAACCAACUUCCACCCCCACCAAACCCUCCUCCACCACCACCACCACCACCACCUCUGGCAAAACCCUCCUCCUCACCACCCCCCAAAUCCUCACCCGCAUCCAAACCGCUUGCCACGCCCUCAUAACCUCCGAACCCACCAUAACAGAAUACGACACAAUCGUCGGCGACGGCGACUGCGGCCAAACCCUACGUUCCGGCGCCCAAACAAUCCUAAACUACCUCUCCACCUCCACCACCACCACCAGCACUCCCCUCCCCGAACUCCUCACCUCCCUCGUCUCCCGUCUAGAACUCGACAUGGGCGGCACAAGCGGAGCGCUAUAUUGCAUCUACGCAACCUCCCUCUCCCACUCCCUCCGCACAACCUCUUCCAUCUCCCCCCAAGCUCUCUCCACCGCGUUAAAAGCUCUCUGCAACUUCACAAAAGCUCGAAAAGGGGAUCGAACGGUCAUGGAUGUUUUGAUGCCGUUUUGCGAAGUUUUCGAAGAAAGUCUGGAUGCGGGAAAGGCUUUGGAGGCUGCGAGGUUGGGGAUGGAAGGGACGAGAAAUUUGCGGGCGAGGUUGGGGAGGAGUGCGUAUCUUGAUGAGAAAGCGACGAGGGGCGUGCCGGAUCCCGGGGCGUUUGGGUUGUGGGUUGUUUUGGGGGGGUUGUGUGGGGAGGGAGGGAUGAGAGAGGGAUAG
This is a messenger RNA of Pseudocercospora fijiensis CIRAD86, 1461 nucleotides long. RefSeq lists its product as uncharacterized. The record is from RefSeq and is a predicted model, not a curated record. Gene Ontology annotation, cellular component: cytosol. NCBI's taxonomy places the organism in Eukaryota, Fungi, Ascomycota, Dothideomycetes, Mycosphaerellales, Mycosphaerellaceae. The transcript has 2 exons. Gene Ontology annotation, molecular function: glycerone kinase activity. Gene Ontology annotation, biological process: glycerol catabolic process. Bases 1 to 1461 code for a protein of 486 amino acids.